Molecule: messenger RNA, 585 nt
Organism: Trichophyton rubrum CBS 118892
Lineage: Eukaryota; Fungi; Ascomycota; Eurotiomycetes; Onygenales; Arthrodermataceae
Exons: 1
Coding region: 1-585 (194 amino acids)
Molecular function (GO): protein binding
Source: RefSeq, a predicted model, not a curated record
AUGCCCGCUAUGAGCACGGACGUCAAACGCAUUAUCACGUUCUGGUUCAACCGCUCACCUGUUGAAUGGAUAGCUGGCCCCAGAGGCAUCGAUGACCAGAUAAGAUCCGAAUUCGGUGACCUCGUCCUCAAAGCCCGUCAGAACAAGCUCGAUGACUGGGAAAUGGAACCCGAAACAUGUCUUGCCCUCGUCGUUUUACUUGAUCAGUUCUCCCGCAACAUAUUCCGGGGUUCCCCCGACGCCUUUAGCGCCGACUCAAAGUCCCAUGAGCUAGCUACUAGGGCCAUCAUAUGUGGUUUUGAUAAGGAUGUCACCGUCAUCCAGGCUUCAGCUUUCUAUCUACCGCUUUUACAUCAGGAGAGCUUGAUCUCGCUCGUGGCUGCUCGCUCUCUGUUUGAGAACCUGAGGCAACGAUGCGUAAAUAGGGAAGAGGAAAAAUGGGUCGAUAUGGGUAUCGAUAUUGUGAAUGAGAAUAUCCGCCAUAUGCAGAAAUUUGGAAGAUAUCCAAGCAGAAAUUUAGCCUUGGGCCGAACAAAUACCGAAGCAGAGGAGGAGCACCUCGAGCAGCAGGCGAACCGGGAAUGA